Molecule: messenger RNA, 311 nt
Organism: Durusdinium trenchii
Lineage: Eukaryota; Dinophyceae; Suessiales; Symbiodiniaceae
Source: the annotation of a GenBank genome assembly
AUGUCGGCAGCAGAUUUGACGGCGCGCAGCCCAGCCACAAAGCGCCUGCGGUCCAGCGACUUGGGUGGUGUCUCUGGGCUGCGUAUUGCUUUUUUGCAUCAGCAGGGCCGCUCUUUGCGCGGCGCUUCUAGCAACGUCUGGUUGGUCGAGUCCAGCGACGAAGACAAUGGAGUGGACGGCGAUGACGACGAAGCUGUUCGGUAUCUGCCGAAGAGUCAUGACGGUGCCCAGACCACAUCCAUGCACGCUCCUGACGGUCGCCGCGUGUGUUUGCAGGACUCGGUGGAUGAGACUGAGGACCAAUGGACAGA